This is a messenger RNA of Trypanosoma cruzi, 2541 nucleotides long. RefSeq lists its product as uncharacterized. The transcript has a single exon. Lineage: Eukaryota; Euglenozoa; Kinetoplastea; Trypanosomatida; Trypanosomatidae. The record is from RefSeq and is a predicted model, not a curated record. The coding region runs from base 1 to 2541 and encodes 846 amino acids.
AUGGAGAAUGUUGUUCCAUCGCCCAACGGAUGGGAAACGCCACCAACGGCCGGUUCCGCCGCAACAACAGGCGUGUACGCUGCCGACCACAUCCCUGGCACGUACCUUAAGACUUUGACGGGCGUGCAGCGGGGUGAGGAACUUUUCUACCGGCCAGACUUGGAGCGUCCGUGGCGAACAACGGCGGCGCAGCGAAGCGCGGCAUUGCUGGCGCUGAAGGAAAAGGAGAUUGAGGAACUUAUGCGCAAAUGCUCCAGUUUGCGAACACUGCUUGGUAACGCAAAGCAUGAUGCAAAGUACCUCGAAUUUGCCGCCGAUGAGAGGGCGAAAGAGAAGGCGGCUGAGAUACAAAAAGAGGUGAAUCGGCUUGAGACGGCGCUGAAGACAGUGAAGGAAGAAAGGGAGGAGCUGAAGAUAUCCACGGAGCACCAGCUGCGAUUGUUAAAGUCUCAGCAUGAGAAGGAACUCAUCCAGGUGCAGACUGAGAAGCGUCUGUUGAACGAUCGCUGUGUAGAACUUACCAGGAUUUAUCAGCAGCAAGUCGAUGAUGUCAAGAAGGCUGCAGCACGAGAACUAGAAUACGUGGAGAGUUUAUGUAAUACUCGGGUGGAGCAGCUGAAAAGUGAGCUUCAGGCUGCCCAUAGUGAAAGUCUGGCGGCUGAAGAACGCCGCGCGGAGGAAUUGGCACAGGCUAAGAACCUCACUCACCGCAUUGAAACGGACUACAAGGAACGUCUUUGCGAAGCUGAGAAGCGCGUUGAUGAAGUACGUGAACGGCUGGAAACGGCAAACAAACGACUAACAGAGGAACGUAACACUGCUAUAAAGGAGGCAACUCGCUCUACAGAGCGGUUGGCUGUUACGUUGGCAGAUCACGAGGCGUUGCUGGAGCGAAUGAAGAAAUGGAACACGUACAUUCUUCGUCUACUUGAUCAAUUUUAUACAGCGUUUGUAGAGUCUAGACCGGAACAGGCCGUAGAACCGCAUGAUCCAGAGUUACAUGAAUCUGCUUCUUUGUAUGUCCCGCGAUCUCUUAUGGAAGAUCCGAAUGCAAAAGUAACCGCGGAGCGCAUUGUGUAUCGCCUGUUACAGCUGAAGCACGCUCAUCUAACGGAGGAAGUGGAUCGUGUUCCGAGAGACGGGAACUCCAUAGAAGCUUUAGAGGAGUUGGUUGAGAAGCAAAAACGCCUCUCACAGGCAUUCCAAGAGAUCGAAGAGAAAUGUACGGAGGCCAGAGAUUCUCUCAGUGGUGUCAUCUCUCGCUUGUGUUUUUUUAGCGAUGAUCUUAAUGAUGCGAUUGUCAACUCGGGGUACGUUGCGCCCCCGCAAAGUUGCGCAAUUUUUGUCUGUCUUGGAGUCUUUAGGGGAAGACAAUUAUGGGCUGAAGACGCUGAGAGGGCUCGCGCUUCUGUGUCCCUGAUGAAUUCCGUGUUACGUCCUAAAAUGACACAGUAUGGAGCCUAUGAGUGUUACAGUGACGGAACAUCCAUGCUGUUGGCCUUUGCGGAUCCUGUGGCCGCUUGUCGUUUUUGUGUGGAGUCGCAGUGGUGGUUGAUGAAUUUGCCGUGGCCACAGUCUUUGCUCCGAAGUGUAUGGGGCAAAGAGGAAUACGAUAAAGCAAAUAAACUGAUAUACCGUGGAUUACGCUUAUCUAUGUCAAUUCACACGGGUGACGCAUUUGUGGAGCCAACCGCUAUACCGUGUGGAGAUUCUUACCGUUGUCACUACUAUGGUCGUGCUGUUUCGCAAGUCAUUCAUGUUUGUUCUCUUGCACAGGGAGGUCAAGUACUUGUGACAGGGCCUGUUUGGGACAUGUGUGCUCCAGAUCUACAUGAAUUGGGGCCUGUUGGAGUCCGGGAAAUUGGUGCAGUUCCCAUUGUUUCUUUCAACAAGGAGACAAAUUGUUAUGAGAAGGAGAGCCUUCUUCUUCGUCAGAUUCUCCCACAGGAGUUGUUGGGUCGUCCCUUUCAAAAUAUUGUGGAGGAGGACGCCCUGGAUCUCGCACUGUUUGGAAAGAUGCGACGGUCUAUGCUUUCAGAUGAAAUUCAAUGCGUGGAGGCACGGCGGGCUUUCCUCAAGGAGGCGGUUGGUGUGGCAGGCGAGGAACUGGUGGCGGUGGACCGCGCUAUACACGCCCUUAUGCAUCGGACACGAGAGGCGAAGUCGUACUUUCAUUUGCUUCCGCCCACUGAAAUGGUGGAGUUGUUGAACGAUUUGUACGGUGUGAUGGAGAAGGUUGCAUCUCGCGCGUCCCACAUUCGUGGCGACCUCCGUCGCAUGGACCAACGGCAGGAUGAACUGGUGAACCAGACCCGUGGCUUGAAAGACUACUGCCUCCAGCAUGCAUUCACAGCCUCUCGAGUGGAGGAGCUUCAAACUCAUUCAGAACUCAUGCAAACUCGUUAUGAAAAGGAGAUGACUGAGAUGCAUCGGAGCCACGCAGAGAAGGUGGAGCAGCUUCAGCGCGAGUUGCGGGAGCGUGACCAGCUGAUCCAACGGCUCUACAGGAAACUGCAGUCUGCUCCACUGAGCCACUCAUGA